Messenger RNA from Notechis scutatus (mainland tiger snake), 2054 nucleotides. RefSeq names its product coiled-coil domain containing 82 (gene CCDC82). NCBI's taxonomy places the organism in Eukaryota, Metazoa, Chordata, Lepidosauria, Squamata, Elapidae. Gene Ontology annotation, cellular component: nucleus. The record is from RefSeq and is a predicted model, not a curated record.
CUUAUGGAAACUAAUGCUGUAACUAGAAGAUACCAAACCAGAAGCGUCACAGCAAAACCAGUGGCCAAAUCUCACAUUGACUGGAGUCGGACUAAGAGAUAUCUAUUUCCUGAAAGUCAGGAUGAUGACGAUGACAUUAUAUAUUCCUCUUCCUCCUCGUCAUCCUCAUCCUCAGAAAGAGAUCCCAAGUCCAGAUUGAAAGAAGAUGUAGAUGGAAAAGAAGAAAAGACCUCCAUACUUAGCAAAAGUAAUAGUGAAGCUGGGAGCGAUGCAGAUUUACAGAAAGGUUGGAGCGAUGCAUCUUCUGAGGAUCUGGAAGAAGAAAACAUCUCCUUUGGAAAGAGGAAGAGACCUCGGACAGCGGUGAUAUAUGACAGUGAUGAAAGCAGUGACAGCAGUGUUCCUAGGAAAAUGAUUGCUAAAGGCAGGACGGUAAUUAGUGAAGAGGACUUAUCUGUUGGUGAGGAGUCACCCACAUCCCCAGAAGAGAAAGCAGCCAAUAGAAAACAAGAAGGACACCUACAGCUUCAAGAACUCUCUUCCCGGCAAACACAAAAAUCUGGGAGAGUCAAUCAACGUGAUGAGGGAAGUGCAGAUCAUGCCUUGAUGCAACGUGAUAAUCAUUCACCCCUCACACAAGAGGAAAUUAGUGUUACAUCUGAUGAAGACAGCAUGAAAAAUUUCAUAGAAGAAGAAGGAGACGAGGAGGAGGAGGAGGAGAAAUGGGAUAACUUUCAGGAGGAAGACUACCAACAUCAAGACAGAAAACAUCAUGUGGCCAGUCACUUAUUGGAAGAACAUAUUCCAUUUGUGUCUGGGGUCGAUCGUUAUUUACACUUUCAAAGAGUUGUGAAAGCCUUUCUCAUCAAUGCAACUGAUGAUAAAUUUCUGAGCUCUUUAUAUGAGAGGAAAAGAGAAAAGAAGUACGCGCAGGAAAUGCUAAGUUCCCUCGAUUAUUUUGAUCAACGCUUUAUUCAACCGUACCUUGAAAGUCUCGUUUCGGAAUGUCGCUGGAAAAAACGAUACAGGACACGAGUAGACAGUUACUCUAAUGUCCGUAUAAUCCCGCAAUACUCAGAGACGCGUAUUUGUCAAGCCUGUGAGCUAGAUAGAGACUGUACGUUUAUAGUGAUUUUUUCUGGAAAAGAUUACUGUCAUAAAACACUGAAAGAGGAUGACUUCAUGCCUCACGAUACACAGAGGUUGAAAGUUGGCAUUGUAUGUCAAAGGCGUACCAAGGUUUAUCAUGAUCUGAAGCAUUAUAAAUAUAAGUUGUAUCAGGAAUGCUGUUCAGCUGUAAAAGAACAACAUAUUCGGGAUGAAGAUGGAGAGGAAAAUCUUCAGGAUGAGCCAGUCAAAGAUUUCGUGAAACGAGUUUUCAGCCAUCUGGAGGAAAAUCGCUGGAUAUGUGAGAAAUAUUCUGAGCUUGAAAGCUAUCAGGACAAAGUAGCAGAAUUCCUUAAAUUUUUGAACAACUUUAAAAGAGAUCUUUCAUUUGAGUAACGCUACUGAAGGGUUUUUACCUCUAUACCACAUUUCUGAUAUUAUUCUUUUUUAUUUAUGGUUCACUGUAGCAUGCAAAUAUAUGUGCUACAUUUCUUUUUUUUUUUCUACUUUAUUUUAAUUAUGAAAAUAAUCUUCCAAAUAUAAAUUUUUAUUCAGGAAAACCCUUGAGGACUGGAUCGCUCAUCAAAUGAUCCUGAAAUCAAACUGCACAUUUAUUCAACAAAUGAAAUUUUCUGCGCUGUGUUACACAAGCACUUUCUUCAAAGAUAAAAUUUUCUGCAUUGCUUUUUGACGCUUUUGGUCAUCGCCUCUUAGUACCAUAUUUUCUACAAACUCUAUAAACAUUUAGUUUAAUUUUUUUCAAACAAUCUUCCGAAAACCUGCCGUUUUAUCCUUUAUUCCUGCAGAUACAGAAUUCAAGGAUUUUAUUACCAGUGGCAUAACUGUCAGAGGAAGAAACUUAGGAAGGAGCUGCCCUAAUUUUUCAGGCAGUUAAAAAUGAGGGCGGGAAAUUUGUACUUGCAAAAUAUCUGUUAAUGUAACCUUAC